This is a messenger RNA of Pyricularia oryzae 70-15, 1451 nucleotides long. RefSeq lists its product as uncharacterized. Gene Ontology annotation, cellular component: ESCRT-0 complex. The record is from RefSeq and is a predicted model, not a curated record. Gene Ontology annotation, molecular function: protein binding. Bases 331 to 1206 code for a protein of 291 amino acids. NCBI's taxonomy places the organism in Eukaryota, Fungi, Ascomycota, Sordariomycetes, Magnaporthales, Pyriculariaceae. Gene Ontology annotation, biological process: protein transport to vacuole involved in ubiquitin-dependent protein catabolic process via the multivesicular body sorting pathway. The transcript is spliced from 3 exons.
CCCUCGGCCACAAGGACCUACUGAACGUCCGAGACCACACCGAAACUUGCCAUCCGACUUUCGAAACUUUGUUUCCUUCCUACAGCCUUACUGUUCUCUUUCAGUCGUGUUUUAUGUCGUUGCGACUUUUAACCAACAUUCAAACAAACCAACUAGACCACGUUAUCUUUUAUUUUUUUAUUUUUUUAUUCUUUUGCCUCGACUCGACUAAAAACAUAACAUAAUCACCACCUACUUUCCCCGCGCGCCCCUUGACCUAGACAACGACUGCAUCCGUGUGCCACAACCCAAGAUCGUGCUGCUUUCCGCGGCCCACCCACAUCGCCCAACAUGGUUUCCGCAGAGCGCCAACAGAUCAUCGAGACAAACAAGUCACUACGUCUCAUUAAGAAUGAACUCGAAUCCCUCCUCGACAAGGGAGUCAUAACCGAGGACGCCUACGACUCCAUCCACACCCUGCUUCCCGCCGAGGGCACUCUCGGCCGGCGCAACGCCGAGGCCGCGACGCCGGCGUCGUCCUCGAGCACCCCGGCCCCCGCAGCAGCGGCCACGCGCGCCCCGCCGCCCGCCGACGACCUCGCCAACCUCAGCAUCAACGACAACCACGCCACGCCGCCCUCGUACGCCCAGAGCAACCCCGGCGCCACCGCCGGCAGCAGGCCGCCUCCCCCGCCUCCCCCCACCAAGCCCGUCCUCUGCCACGCCCGAGCCCUGUACGCCUACCCGGGCAGCGACGUCCGGGACUGCGCCUUUGAGCGCGAUGACAGGAUCGCCGUGCAUGAGUACAUGAACCCCGACUGGUGGAUGGGCCGCAACCUGCGCACCGGCCGCGAGGGCAUCUUCCCCCGCAACUACGUCGAGCCCGAGCCCGUCAACGACAGCUACGCCAACGAAAAGUCGGCCGGCUACAACGCCUACAACGCCGGCCCGCCCCAGGGCCAAGCCGGCGGCUACUACGGCGGCGGCGGCUACCCCCCGCAGCAGCAGCAGCACAACCCCAACCCUUACAACAACCCGGCACCGCCCAUGGCCAUCGCGAACCCCCAGCCCGCCCAGCCCGAGGCUCAACAAGCCCAGCAGCCCGCUGAGGGAGGCGGCAGCAAGAUGGGAGAGAUGGGCAAGAAGAUUGGAGGAAAGUUCGGAAACGCGGCAAUCUUUGGUGCAGGUGCGACGUUCGGAGGUAACAUUGUCAACUCUAUCUUCUAGGCGAACUGUAUAUUCAAUCUGGGGUUGUUUCUUUCUCAUGGGAUGAGAUUUCUUUCUUUGGCCAUGUUUUGACUAUAUUGGUGUCGACUAUGUGAAUUUCCUUUCUCUCAGUGGGAUGGCCCCCACAGGUGCGGGACAAAGAUAGUAGAUCGCAUCAACACCUUUCUCUGUGGCGUUGGGUUCUGUAAUUCAAGUUUACUUUUUCUCUCAAGAUGAGCGCAAUCGCAGCACUAUUCUCACCUCCG